Dacryopinax primogenitus is the source of this 1861-nucleotide messenger RNA. RefSeq names its product general substrate transporter. Gene Ontology annotation, molecular function: carbohydrate:proton symporter activity. The transcript has 8 exons. Gene Ontology annotation, biological process: carbohydrate transport; transmembrane transport. The record is from RefSeq and is a predicted model, not a curated record. Gene Ontology annotation, cellular component: membrane. NCBI's taxonomy places the organism in Eukaryota, Fungi, Basidiomycota, Dacrymycetes, Dacrymycetales, Dacrymycetaceae. The coding region runs from base 198 to 1847 and encodes 549 amino acids.
UUUGCCGAUGGACGGCAGCUCGCCCGCGCCGGUCUUCCCGCGAUCCGGCCGGGCCGCCAAAGCCGUUGGGAUAUUGACCACUCUAUCUUUUCGUAUUUCAUCCAGGUACUGCUGGUUCUUCGCACAACAGCGAGUGCUUCUCUCCCAUCCUCGCGCUUCAUCAUUGGUUGUCUCUUUCUUCACGUAUUUACACAACAAUGGAGGAACAAGCACAUAUCCCCACGCGCCGUCGUCUUCUUCGCGACAUUCGGGUUUACGCUGUCGCCUCGUCUGCUUUCCUUGGAUUGAUUCUUGAUGGGUACGACACUGGUAUCGCCGGCGGUGUAGUCAGCAAUGCAUGGUUCCAAACCCAAUUUGGCUUGAACACUGCCAAUGCCAACGACCUGUCAUCCAACGUAGUCUCGGUGCUGCAGGCUGGGUGUUUCUUUGGUUCGCUCAUUUCUGGUUUCACAGCAGGCUGGGUUGGACGUAAGUGGACUCUAGUCGGCAGCUCGGUCAUCUUCAUUGUCGGUGCCAUCCUCGCUACGGUGGCGAAAGAUCAAUACACACGUGGUCUCAGCUAUAUCUACGCUGGUCGCGUCAUUUGCGGCUUGGGCGUUGGCGCCAUGUCAUCCAUCGGUCCGUUGUACGCCGCGGAGAUCUCCCCUAGAGAAAUUCGUGGUCGUGUCGUCGGUCUUUUCAUGGUCAACGUUGCUACUGGCGUGCUCCUCUCUUACUGGGUGAACUACGGUGUUGCUAUCCAUUCUCCUCCCAAUUCCGCUGCCAUCUGGCAAAUUCCAUUUGGUGUUCAGAUCCUUCCAGCGGGCCUGAUGUUCAUCACACUGCUGUUCUGCAAGGAAUCUCCCCGUUUCCUUGCCCUCAAGGGUCGUACCCAGGAGGCCAUUGAUGUGCUCUGUUGGUAUCGCCGCGCGAGUCCGUACGACGAAGAGGUCAAAGGCGAGAUUGCCGAGAUUGAGGCCACCAUCUUGGAGGAACGGGAGGCCCGUUCCGGCCUCACAAUGCGCGAAGCAAUAUUCGGAAAGGGGAACUGGCCUCGUUUCCUGAUCACAUUCUUGAUUAUGCUGUUCCAGCAAUUCUCCGGUCAGAAUUUGGUUAACUACUACGGUCCUCAGCUCUUCAAGGCUAUCGGUUAUGUUGGUCAGACACCUGCUCUACUCGCCACCGGUGUUUAUGGAGUCGUCAAGCUCGUUGCCAGCUUUAUCUUUGUCUGGUGGGUCGUGGACAAGUUUGGUCGUCGCUGGUCGCUCUUCUGCUCUGCUUUGGGCAUGGGCAUCUGCUUCAUCAUUGUCGGCGCCCUCUAUCUCACGCACCCACCCGACCCGAAUGGAACCACCCCGUCUCCCGCUUCCCGCGCGAUGGCCGGCUUCAUCUAUCUCUACUGCUUCUCGUACGCCAUGGGUACCGGCGCCCUACCUUUUGUUUACUGCUCCGAAAUUUUCUCCAACCGUGUUCGUCACCUUGGCCUCGGCUGGGCUGGCAUGAACCAGUGGAUCUGGAAUUUCACAAUCUCCAGGACGGCACUCAAUAUCGAGACUGGCCUGGGUGGGAAGACCUUUAUUUGCUUUGGUAUAAUCAACAUCUUCGGCUUGGCUGUUCUGGCCUACUUCCUUCCGGAGACUAAGGGCCGCACACUCGAGGAGAUGGACGUAAUCUUCGGCUCUAUUAAGGCUGAGGAGCGCAACGCCGACAUUCAACGUGCCGAGAUCGAGAUCGCUGCUGACAUGAAGGCGACCGAUAUUGAGAUGGCCCACAAGGAACACAAGGCUGGGUUUGCUCCGACCCAGGGAUCUGCAGCGCCUGCCAUAGAGGCUCCGAAGGAGGACACUGCAUACAUUGAGAAGUCUUAAGCGGUGUAGUUCCG